CACCCCACAGAGAUGUCAGUCCUGCUGUUGUACCCCUGUCCUUGGACCUGCACCCCACAGGGAUGUCAGUCCUGCUGUUGUACCCCUGUCCUUGGACCUGCACCCCACAGGGAUGUCAGUCCUGCUGUUGUACCCUGGCCCUUCCCACACACUCAGAGAGCCUCCAGCCCUGGCCCCUGCACAGGCAGCACUCUCAGGGCUGGUUUUCCCUCAGAAAGCAGCUUUUUGGGAAGGCCCUGCUCAGAGCACCCUGCUGACCCCCCUGUGGUGCUGGGACCCCACCAGUGACCCCAGCAGCAUGGGGAAAGCAGCAGCAUCCACUGUGUGUGUGCAUCUCUGGCCAGGUGCCAGCAUCCACCACCCCCAGCUGGCUCCUCACUGCCACGGCCAGGUCAGCAGCCCAUGGCACACAGCCUGGCAUUGCCAGCCACACAAGCAGUGUCCCCGAGCUGCUGCCCCAGCCCACCUCCCACCCUCUGGGAGCCUGGCAGCCCCUCAGGGCAGUCCUGGGAGGAGUCAGCUCACAGCCCCUGCUUCCCCAGAGAGAAGUGACCCAAGGCUUUCCCAUGGGUGGAUGCCCACCCCACGGAGACAGAGUUUAAUGUUUGCUCCAGACAAAGCCUUAUCAGCAACCUUUAGCCGUGUUUGCUCAGACCCUCUGGCCAUUGGGCAGCCAGGCCUGACCCCCAGGACAAGGUGCUGGUGCUGGCUCAGCACAAGCUGCCAGAGCACCUCCUGACAGCCAGCAUCCAGCCAUGGAGGCCAGCAAGGACACGGAGGAGCCCCCGCUGCCUCUGGCACUGCCCAGCUUCCAAAUCUCCGAGGAGUUUGGCUUCCUGCUUCCCCAUCCUCUGGUAGGAGCUGGCUGUGCCUCUCCAUCCUCACGGCACAGGGCAGACAGGAAAAUGGAGGGGUUGACAGAGCUGCCGGAGCCCUACGGCCCCUGGAUGGACAUUGCCCAUGAGCUGCCCCAGCUGAUCACGAGCCAUCGGCUCCGCUCACGUGUGCACCAGGGCAGCCCCUCCACCCCAGGGGCCUUGGUUGCUGCCUCUGCUCCUUGCUCCCAAGGGUUUCCCUGGCAGAUGCCGCAGCUGAACACCCAGCACCUCCGAGGACGUGAGGAGCUGCACUUGGCACACCUGGUGCUCAGCUUCAUCACCAUGGGCUACGUCUGGCAGGAGGGCGAGGAGGGCACCGUGCAGGUCCUGCCCCAAAACCUCGCCGUGCCCUACUGGGAGGUCUCACAGGCCCUGGGCCUCCCGCCCAUCCUCAGCCACGCAGAUUUUGUGUUGGCCAACUGGAGGAGGAAGGAUCCCAACGGGCCUCUGGAAAUUGAGAACCUGGACACGAUCAUCACGCUGCCUGGGGGAGAGAGCCUGCGGGGCUUCAUCCUUGUCACCCUGCUCGUGGAGAAGGCAGCUGUGCCUGGCAUUAAGGCAAUCACCCGGGCCCUUGGUGCCACCCUGCAGGGUGAUGAGGAGUCCCUGCACAGAGCCCUGGAGGAGCUGGCAGGGGCCAUCGAGGCCAUGAGGGAGGCACUGGGGAGGAUGCACGACUACGUGGAUCCAGAAGUAUUCUACUCUGUCAUCCGGAUCUUUCUCUCUGGCUGGAAGGACAACCCCGCCAUGGCGCGGGGGCUCGUCUACGAGGGGGUGUCCCCGCAGCCCAUGGCGUUCUCGGGGGGCAGCGCGGCGCAGAGCACGGUCCUGCACGCCUUCGACGAGCUGCUGGGCAUCUGCCACCGCCCCGACAGCGCCGCCUUCCUGCGCAGGAUGAGGGAGUACAUGCCCCCGGCGCACCGAGCCUUCGUGGAGGCGAUCCGCGGCUCCGCGUCCCCGCGGCGCCUCGUGCUCCGCUCGGGGGACGCGCGGCUCCGCGCCGCCUUCAACCGCUGCGUGUCGGCGCUGGCAGCCUUCAGGUCCUACCACAUCACCGUCGUCACCAAGUACAUCGCUGCUGCGGCGGCCAAAGCCAAGGCCAGGCGGGCGGAGCCGGGCGCCGCUGCGGGAAAAGCCCCGUCUGCGCUGGAGGCGAAAGGAACCGGCGGGUCGCACAUCUUCAGCUUCCUGAAGAGCAUCAGGGACACCACCAGGGAGGGGUUGAUAAGUGCCUGACCUUCCCCGAGGGUUGCCCGAAGUGGGCG
Passer domesticus (house sparrow) is the source of this 2143-nucleotide messenger RNA. It is a transcript of the gene IDO2, whose product is annotated as indoleamine 2,3-dioxygenase 2. Gene Ontology annotation, cellular component: cytoplasm. Gene Ontology annotation, molecular function: heme binding; indoleamine 2,3-dioxygenase activity; L-tryptophan 2,3-dioxygenase activity. The record is from RefSeq and is a predicted model, not a curated record. NCBI's taxonomy places the organism in Eukaryota, Metazoa, Chordata, Aves, Passeriformes, Passeridae. Gene Ontology annotation, biological process: 'de novo' NAD+ biosynthetic process from L-tryptophan.